This is a messenger RNA of Penicillium robsamsonii, 1599 nucleotides long. RefSeq lists its product as uncharacterized. Lineage: Eukaryota; Fungi; Ascomycota; Eurotiomycetes; Eurotiales; Aspergillaceae. The transcript has 2 exons. Bases 1 to 1599 code for a protein of 532 amino acids. The record is from RefSeq and is a predicted model, not a curated record.
AUGGACGUGUUGGCUAUUCCUGGGGUGCCGAAGUCAUGGAUGACCCAUCCGAAGGAGUACACUGCGUUGACUGAUAUUAUUUCCACUUACUCGUCGGCCUUUGGGAGUUCGGAUGAUCUUGAUAAAGAACACUGCUCUUUCCCAGAUUGGUACUCAGUCUUCUACUCCUCCACAUCAGAUUCUCAUUUGGACUUUCACCUGCUACAUUGCCCUUCCCAAACAAUCCACGCACAACAUCCUCGAAAGUCCACUACAGCCAUGAUGAACCAACAUUGUUUGCCGGAAUGUCCCAUCCUUGUCAUGAAGGACAAAGGCUAUCUGCCCGUCCGAGUGGAAGAUCCUCGCGCGACUGCGUAUUCGCAGAGCGUGUUUCCAUUUACAACACGGCACGACCUCAACAGCACUCUUUUAAGCAACGGAAUAACUUACUGUGAAUCCGACGUUGAGUCGCUUGAGCAAUUUGAUGAGCCUUCCACCGCUCGCGCCAUGGAAACACACGCUGGGCUGGUUCAUCCAACACCACGGAGCAACAUGUUCACGAUGAAUGGCAAUUCCUUCCUGUUAGGCAACGAGGAAACUUCCUCUAUUUCAUCCUUCGAAGUCUCAGAUGUCCCACAGGAUGAGCAAGCCUUUUCCAGCACUCGGCAGUUCAAUGUCCCAAACCUAAACAUCGCCAACUGCCCCAUAAAACCCUACAAUCCUCACCCACAGCAUGCACAUCUCGCACCAUCGAUCACCCCUCCAGAUGCAAAGUCAGUGGACUAUGACCAACACAUCUCAUGGCCUGACUGCCAACCAGCCGGCACUGAUAUCUGGUAUCCUACCCGUGACCCAAACGGCUCAUCCGAGGACAGCGGCUGGCACGCCCACAACAGUUACAGUGCACCUUGGCCCGUCACCAAUGCAUAUACCUGCCCAACCGAAUAUAAUAACCUUACUACUCAUUCCUAUGGAAUAAGCAAUGGACUACCUAUGCCCUCUUUCGGACCUCCACUUGUCCCUUUGGGUUCAUCCACACCCAUGACCCACCAGGCGCCCUUCGCACCCACCGUCGAGGCUCCUCCUCGGUAUGACACCAACACCAAAUUUGGAUCCCCCGACCAGAAACCAGCCAAAAGUCUCAGCCCAUCCUUCUCCGUUUCAACCAACGAGGAGGGACGAUCCUCACAGCAGAGCGGAGAAGACCAAAGCGGCAUGGAAGCUGGCCUGCACCACAACGACGAGCGAAAUACAUUCCUCAUCGACUGCAAGCGUCGUGGGCUGUCAUACAAGGACAUCAAGCGAGUGGGUGGGUUCAAGGAGGCGGAGUCUACACUACGAGGCCGGUAUCGCACCCUCACCAAGUCUAAAGAUCAGCGAGUCCGAAAGCCUAAAUGGCAGGAUAAGGAUAUCCGACUCCUUUGCGAAGCCGUCAGCAUUCACGCCGAAACACACGACGCUUACAACUCGCUCACCAAUAUCAGCAUGAAUAUGAACGAGCCGCCAAAGGUAUCUUGGAAGAAGAUUGCCGAACACAUUUGGGGUAAUGGCGGAUCUUAUCAUUUUGGCAAUGCCACAUGCAAGAAGAAAUGGUGCGAGAUCCACAAUAUCACCAUGUGA